CGGGUCUCAGUGGGGGGAGAAGGGACCCACUAGAAGUCUUCUCUCUUAUAUCUGCCUCUCCUGGUUACUUGCUCUGGUCACUCUUAAAGAAGAAGAAAAAAAAAGCUCUAAAUGAGAAACAAGGACAUAAAACAUUUGGCUAAUCCAUAUUUUAGAUUGAUGGUAAAAGACCUAUUUCUUUCCCAGAUGGAUAACAGAAAAAUAAUUGACUUAAAUUCAAAGUUUGGGAGCAGACUGUCUCAAGAGGCUUUAAGGACGGCAGAGAAAUGACCUAAAAAAGCUGCAAGUGUAACCAACAACCUGGCACAUGUGCAUUGGUGGUAAUUUCCACAGUUUCAUCCACAAGGAGCACACAUGCAGCAGCGCACACACACGUGUACCGUCUUUCCAAACCCUGCCCUUCCCUUCCUGCCAGUCGCCCCAGUCCUUCAUGGAUUCCUACAGCUUCCACUUUGAGAGAAUGAGCAACGUAGACCUGCAUCCUCUGAGCCUGCCCGUCAACCGGCUCUCCCCCGCCAAGUCCCACAGCAGCAUCAUCGACCAACUGGCCCACCACCAACACGGCAAGGGAGACUCGGCCUACAGCUCCUUCUCUGGCGGCUCCACGGCCCCGGAUUACCCCUCUCCGUUCUUCCCCGACGACCUCCAGUCCAGCUCCUUCAGUCACUAUGCUGAUCUCAAGUACAUGAAGUCCAUUUACCAUCCGUCCCAGGUGCUGCAGUCCGACCCCAAGACCAUGGACCAGCUCUAUCGUUCUGUUGAAGCCAUUUCACAGCAGUAUCGCAACAGCACUAACGUCAACCACCACAGCCACAACGGCAACAACAGUUUCCACACCAACAACAAAGCACUCUCUAAACAAGAGAGGUAUUUUGGGGCUGCGUCCCAGAAUGCCCAUCCUCCUCUCCACCCCCCUCCCAUCCCAGCGCGCCUUGAUAGUUUCAUAGCGACUAAAAACUUGGAGAACAGCAGGGUUCACCAUCACGGUACUGCGUUUAAAUCCCAGCAAAAGCAGCCCAGACCUCACAAUCACCUGCACCCACGUGGCCUCAUUUCCCCCAAACCGGAGACGGCCAACCCGGACGUGAGCAGCGCCAGCUUCAUUUCUGAACCGGUGUACUCGGUAUGGAAAGGGCCUCAGCAGCAGCCGCAAGGCCAGCACCCACCGAGCUACCGACCCCACCUCCAGCCUCACGAUGAGGCCCGGGGGAACCCGGAGUACCUGUUCAUCACGGAUAAGAACGCUGGCUCCGAGCAGCACAAGUCACAAUCACCUCCCCGGGGCAAAAGCAAGUCCGAGCACUCGACGAGCAAAAAGUCGUCGAUAAUAAAAUGCAACGGAGACCAUCACAACAAACCCGGCAGCGGUAGCCUUUUUGAAAAUCAGCGCAAAAGGUCACACUCGGCCCACGACCUGCUGGAUCCAGAGCCGGCCAGAGCCGCGAGCCCCUGGACCAAUCAGGGUCUGAUCAGCGGCAGCAUUCAGCAAAAGGGCCAGUUCUACUUUGUCACAGGAGUGUGUAAGCUGUCUGAGUGUGGUUUUAGGACACAGUCCUCAUCUGUUAGUGGCUCUGAGGCUGGAAGUGAGGUCUCGUCCGUAAGAGACAAAGAGAGAUGCCACAGCACAAUGGACAAUUUGUUCAAACCUCUCCAAGAGAGUUCCCGCUCCUCCAGCGGCACAAUUUCAGUAGACAGAGACACUUUAACUUCUGCGUCCAAUGGAAAGGAUCUGAUAUCCAAGAGCCAGGACCAGGAGAAUCACCGGCCACUUCCCAUCUCACUCCCGUCUGCUCAAACCUUCAACACGGACGUGAUGGAGAGCCCCGAGAUCGGCCGCCACACUGCCAGCAACCCCAUAUUCUACUGUGGACCCGACAGGAAGUCGCCACCGUAUUCAGCCACUAAUAAGAAGGAGGUGUCCUCUCUUAUCAGCAAUGAACAACCCAACCACAAUAAGCGGGAGGAACACGCUAAAAGAGGAAAGCGCCAGCCCUUGGGGGACGUUGCCAGUGAGAGGAUAAACAAAGAAACCACCCCGCUUCUGUACCACCUCACCGGAGCCAACUGGACAGCCAUGCAACCCAAGAAUGAUCCGGGCUUCAGUAAAAAAGACAAGGAAGGAGAGUUAAAGAAAACCGGUCAAGUAGAUGUAGCAGUAAAUGACAAGGAAAGACCUGCAAGUGACGACAACAAGAGCAAUACGGAGGAGGUGGCCUCCUCUGCCUGUAACACUCUAGAUGAUUCCUAUAAGAAGUACUACAAAGAGAAACUGAAGGAUGCCCAGUGUAAAGUGUUGAGGGAGACGUCGUUCAAGAGGAGGGACCUGCAGCUGUCUCUGCCUCACCGCGGGAGACAGAAACCAGACCCGAGGCCGCCAAUGAUUCACUCCUUCUCCUCGUCACAGGACUCCGAGACUUCCACUGAAACGCUGGCUCUUUCCCUCACCUCCGAGGAAACGGAGAAAGGGAGCAUAAAAUUAGAAGAGAAUCACAUGGAGGUGGAUAGAGAGACUGAAAGGGAAAGUGGGAAGCCAGUAAAUGUGGCGCAGCCUCAGGUGGGCCGUAUCGGUGGCAGGAAGAGGCUCACCCUGGAGCAGAAGAAGAUGUGCUACUCCGAACCGGAGAAACUCCACCAGCUGGGAGCGCCCAGUCACUCCACCUGCCGCUCCUUCGGGAGCGAAAGCGAGAGUCCGUUCGCAGCCGCGUUUGAUGGAGGAGAGCACGUCGUAGAGCAGGGGGAGCAGGGGCUGGUGGCAGCGCGGAGGAGGAUGUUUGAGACCAGAGGCCGGGCCCUGUCCGCCUCCUGCACCAUCAAGACAAACCUGAAGCAUCUUCAGCACAAAGCUCUGGUGGAGUACAUGGAGCGCAAAACGGGCCAGAAAGCGGCAGAGCCCCAGCAGCCCACGCCCCAGCUGCCCCCUCCACCCAGGCAGAGGCACUCUCUGGGGGAGAAGCCCUUCGACUGGGGGCCCCGCCCGCUAUCAGGGAACCAUGACAGUAGAAACAGCAAGAAGAAGCUCCACAGACCCCACUCCGCCGGACGCAUCCUGGACUCCUCCAGCAGCUCCAUCAGGUAUGCUCAGUUCUUCUCAGCACAGUCUUGCUCGGGCCAGUACCCGAGCAAGCAGAGUCCAUGCAGACUGAGUCGGGGUCCAGGUCCAUCUCAGGGAAAAGCUGCGUCGGUGGAGAGUCUGCUGGACCCGCCAGAGACGCCUAGUUUCCUCAGGAACCGGUCCACGUCAACACCACACUCAUUCCAGGCACAUGACGAUGAAGAGGACCAGCUACCAGUUAACUCUAUGGAAACCUGGAGUUCCCAGAAGAGUCCGGUGCAGGAAUCGUCUGUAAAAGCAGUUCCUAAGGGCCAGCAGCAGCGAGUCCGCGUGGUGGCACAGAGAGGGAAGUCCAUGGAAGAGCUCGGAGGGUCCAAGUUAACCAAGAUGUGUGCCCACAGUAAAAGCUCUGAACAUCUGGAUCAGUGGAGGCAUUCAAACGGGCCUGGGAGACAUGACCGGGACAAGGCCAGAGCUGCUUUCUUCACGGACGUGAGAGAAGCCCGUUGGCAGGAAAGUGGGAGGAGGAAACAAGUAGCAAAAGAAGCAGAGUUGGCAGGUCAGAAGAACACUCAGGGACAGACCCAAAACCAAACACAGAGAAGAGCCGUGUUGAAACCCGGGUCAGUGCCGGGGGAAGACGCACCAGCAGGGGGGAGGAGUGCUAGUGGAUCCAACUCCCCGCCCUCCAACUCCUCUAUCCGGAACGGAGUUCACGCUGCUUCUCCUGACUCCCACGGACCCGUCACGGAUGAGCUUAGGUCGGACAGGAAACCCAGUGAGACUGGUUCUAACCCAGCACCUUUCAGAGGUCAAGAGAUCAGACCCAGCUCCUCCACACCCACGCCAACAAAGCCUGCUUGUGAAAACACAACCUGCUCCAGCAGAAGUGCUACUUCUGUACACGUGAGUGGACCAGAAAAGGAGCAGGCGGUAGAUGAGCCAGGCAGCGACGGCCAGCCGCCUGAUUCCAGCCCCGAGGUUCCUCUGAGCGGCGGCGUCACCAGCGACGCUUCACCGUGGCCUCUCCCACCAGGAGAAGAGGAGUCUUUCCCACUGACGGACGAUGUUUUUGAAGAGUCCGCCAGCCCAGUCCUCCCAAAGCAGACGAGUGAAACGUCCCCCUGCACGUCCGUCUCCGACGCAGACGUCAGUCCGCACACGGACGAGCAGAAGGACGAGCAGAAGGACUCCCAGGUGGAAGCUGAGGGGUCGGGAGACGAGGAUCUGGUGGAGGAGAGGGGGACGGCGGAGGGAGAGACGCAGCGCUCGGACAGGCCCGAUCAGAAACCUCAGUGGGAGGAGCUGGUGGAGGCCGUGGUCCAAGCUGACCCGUCACUGGCCCAGGUGCUUUACCCGCUGGCCAAUAGGAAGACGGCGCUGAUGCUGAUGGAGCAGCUGCUGUCGGAGGACACGCUGCUGAUGGAGGAGCACUACAAGAAGAAACAGGAACAGAAAGAAUCUGCUGAAAGCGGUGAACCGGUGGAGGGGCCUGAACCGUCCUCUGGACCUGCUGAUGGCCAAAACCCUCAGAGUACAGACCCGGAGAGCAAGGCUGACGUCACCGAGAAGAAGCGAUUGUUGGUGUCCUGCAUCGAGGAGCGUCUGCGUUCCCUUGAAGAGUCCCGUGGUGCCUUGCAGAUAGAUGUUGAAGAGAACUCGGCCCGCGGGGCGGCGCUGGAGGUCCUGGUGCGUGAACGUUGUCUGCCCGUGGAGCUGGAGCGGUACAACCUGUUCAUCGGAGACCUGGAGAGGGUGGUGAACCUGCUGCUGUGUCUCUCUGCCCGCCUGGCCCGGGUGCAGAACGCCCUGAGCACCGUGGACCAGCACACCGACGCCGAGGACAAGGAAUCUCUGGACAGUCGCCACCGUCUUCUAUGCAAACAGAGGGAGGAUGCCAAAGAUCUGAAGGAUAAUCUGGACCGCAGGGAGAACCUGGUCUCCACCUUCCUGUCCCGGCAGCUGUCGGCCGAGCAGCUGCAGGAAUACCGGCGCUUCGUCCAGACCAAGGCCUCGCUGCUCAUCCGCCACAAGGACCUGGAGGAGAAGCAGCGGCUGGGAGAGGAGCAGCUGGAGGCCGUGUCCAGCAGCAGGAAGAACAUAUGAGGGGAGAGGAGGAUGGACGGAAUAUCACAAUCUCUGCAUUCACGUGAAACCUGGAGGACGGGGUUAAAAAAGACAUUUUCAGCUGCACUCUGUGUUUCCGCUGGAUCUGGAGAUCAGGCUGACGACUAAUCCUUUAUAGACUGAUACUAGACAGAACUAUGAGAGGUUCAUCACAUGUUCUGCUGUCCACUCAGGACUACAGGUGGUUCAUGAGCUGAACACAGUGACAGUUAAGCCAGCAGAGUGCAUUAAGACCUCUCCCUAGUGUACGUUCUCUUUCACUUUGAACAGUUGGAACUAUUGCCUUAAUAUCGUUGUAGCUGUUGAAUAUUUUAUAUUAAUAGCUGCUGUGCAGAAACUUUUAGCAAUUGAGAAAGUGUCCACUUCCCUUCCAGCCCCGUUCCUGUUCCUGCUCCUGUGGAAACGUCUAAGCUUUAAGAUUGUAUUUGAGCAGCCGGACGGCAUUAGCCUAACAGACGCUGGUGCAAUGCAUCAUGUCAGUAAAAUGUACUAUAGAUAUAGUAAUUUUAAUCUUUUUAAAUUGUCAUAUUUUUAAAUGUAUUUCAAAUCAUGGCACUAAAAACCAAAAAGGUGAAUUUAAAAAAAGCACUUUGUCAAGAUACAUGAAUGCACAUUUCUUCAAAUCGGAUUCUCAAUAAUUUCAAGUGAAAGCCUUUCUCCAUCCGUUUCUUUUGUCUUCUUCUUUUUGUUCAUUUUGAAUAGGAAUUGAAAAAAAUGUAAGGUACUUUAGCUCACACAACAGUUUGAAUGAUUCUGUACUAAAAGUUCUGAUUUCUUACUUUCUUGCUGGUUUUCUACUGGAGCUGCUCCUCACACGCAGCACGUUGUUAAAGGACCGAUUAAAUCAGCGAGUAUUCCCUCGUGUGCUCGCGUGCUUCUGUCUCAGAGGUGGCAGGUGAUACUUGAAAUACCUUUUUUUAUGAGAGAAAAAGAUUCCAGUCCUCACUUCAGGUGUCUCAGACCCAUUCCUACUCUUCUCCCUCCACGCCCCUUUUACACACGUGUCAUUAAAUCCUUUAAGAAGUUUGUUUCACUUUACAGAUCAGUCGCUCUUUGUGAGAAUAUCCACUUCUAUCAAACAACUCCGCGCCCAGUGGCGUCAAUUCAGUCAAAGCUAAGGUAUGGCAAGGUUACGCGUCACAGAACUGAACUAGAGUAUCAAUCAUUACGUCCAGCAAAUACUCAUCACAGAAGUCUGCUAUGUAACUUAUCUGUGUGGUCAAGAAAAUUGGAACUUUUUCAAAUGCAGUCUCGCUCACUGCAAAAACUCAAAAUCUUACCAGGAAUAUUUGUCUUAUUUCUAGUUAAAAUGUCUCAUUUUUAGUCAAAAAAUCUAAUUACACUUAAAACAAGAGUCAUUACCAGAAAA
Molecule: messenger RNA, 6548 nt
Organism: Cololabis saira (Pacific saury)
Lineage: Eukaryota; Metazoa; Chordata; Actinopteri; Beloniformes; Belonidae
Gene: shroom1
Product: shroom family member 1
Exons: 9
Coding region: 308-5158 (1616 amino acids)
Biological process (GO): actin filament organization
Cellular component (GO): apical plasma membrane; adherens junction; cortical actin cytoskeleton
Molecular function (GO): actin filament binding
Source: RefSeq, a predicted model, not a curated record